Sinocyclocheilus anshuiensis is the source of this 5311-nucleotide messenger RNA. RefSeq names its product ATP-dependent RNA helicase DDX3Y-like. The transcript has 21 exons. NCBI's taxonomy places the organism in Eukaryota, Metazoa, Chordata, Actinopteri, Cypriniformes, Cyprinidae. Gene Ontology annotation, molecular function: RNA helicase activity; ATP binding; nucleic acid binding. The record is from RefSeq and is a predicted model, not a curated record. Bases 334 to 2691 code for a protein of 785 amino acids.
GCAUUUAGCCUGAAGCCAACAAGCACAGCGAGCACACACACUGGGCUGCCAUCAGCACGGCGGGCAGCGUACACAGACAUCGCGAAAGAAACGUCACAUUUCGGGAUUUAUUGUGCCAAUACAAGGACUGAAGGGGGGUAACUUACACGUAAACAUUUCCUUCUUUUUUCCUUACGGUGGUCUUGACACAAAAAGCCCUUGGAGAAGGACAGGACUACAAAAGGAGCAAGUGACGUCGUUAUAAAAGGAGACUUGGCUGAAAUCCUUUAGACAACAAAAAAAAAAACAGCUUCACAGAAAUAAAGGAGUAAUCCUCACUUAUUCUCUUUAGUUAUGAGUCUUGUGGUCGUCGACGGUUCACACGGUCUAGACCAGCAGCUUGCUGUCUUAGACUUGAACUCAGCUGAUGGACAGGGUGCUGGCUCUGGUCGGCGUUACAUUCCUCCUCAUUUGAGAAACAAAGACACAUCACAAAAUGCAGGAAAUGCUUAUUCCUCUGGUAGACAGAGCGGUUAUUCAGUGGCACCAGUACAGAGCUUUUCUCCCAAACAGUAUCCUCAGAGUUGGCACCCUGAGGGAAACCAAAGACACAGGCAUAACUAUCCAACUGGAUGGAAUGACUUUAGGAUCGGUUCCCAGAGGUAUCCAUUCCAGGAGCUCUCAUUUUAUCACACCUACACUAGUGGCUGGCCAGACAGAUGUGAUUCUCCAGGAUGGGACGGCGGUCGUAGCAAUGGUUUUGUCAAUGGGUACCAAGACGGUCAUAUGAAUGGGACUGCAAACUUUGGCCGUGGACCUCCUCGUAAUGACAGAGGUGGACGUGGUGGCUUUCGUGGAAAUAGGAACGGUGGUUCCUUCAACCAGCCAAUGCAUAAUGCAGGUUAUGGCAGUUAUGAGAACAAAGAUGGAGGCUGGAACGCUGUGGUAAACAGUGAUGCCUACACUAGCUUUGGUGGGCGUUCUGACAGAGGGAAGUCUGCCUUCUUCAAUGAUAGAGGAGCUGGCUCAAGAGGAAGCAGGUAUGAGUGUGGAGGCUUUGGAGGAGGAACAGGAGGAAACAGUCGUUGGGUUGAAGAAUCCAGAGAUGAAGAGGACUGGUCAAAGCCACUGUCCCCCAAUGAGCGUCUGGAACAGGAGCUGUUCUCUGGGGGCAACACGGGGAUUAACUUUGAGAAGUAUGAUGACAUUCCUGUGGAGGCCACUGGAACAAACAGUCCUGGGCAUAUUGAGAGUUUCCAUGAUGUGGACAUGGGCGAGAUCAUUAUGAGCAACAUCACUCUGAGCCGCUACACACGGCCUACUCCUGUUCAAAAGUAUGCAAUCCCCAUCAUCAAGACCAAGAGGGACCUGAUGGCCUGUGCUCAAACAGGCUCGGGGAAGACUGCAGCCUUCUUGCUUCCUGUGCUUAGUCAGAUCUACACUGAUGGACCUGGAGAGGCACUGCAGGCCACCCAAGCCAGCACCCAGCAGGAGAAUGGGAAGUACGGCCGUCGUAAGCAGUAUCCCAUCUCUCUGGUUCUGGCUCCAACCAGAGAACUUGCUCUUCAAAUUUAUGAUGAGGCCAGAAAGUUCUCUUACCGCUCCAGAGUGCGCCCGUGUGUGGUGUACGGAGGCGCAGAUAUAGGGCAGCAGAUCCGUGAUUUGGAAAGAGGCUGUCACCUGCUAGUGGCCACACCGGGUCGUCUGGUAGACAUGAUGGAGCGGGGCAAGAUUGGCCUAGACUACUGCAAAUACCUGGUGUUGGACGAGGCAGACAGAAUGCUCGAUAUGGGUUUUGAACCCCAGAUCAGACGUAUCGUGGAGCAGGACACCAUGCCUCCUAAAGGUGUUCGCCAGACCAUGAUGUUCAGUGCCACCUUCCCAAAAGAGAUCCAGAUUCUGGCCCGUGACUUUCUGGAGGAGUACAUCUUUCUGGCUGUGGGCCGUGUGGGCUCCACCUCAGAGAAUAUCACCCAGAAGGUGGUUUGGGUGGAAGAAAAUGACAAGCGCUCCUUCCUUCUUGACCUGCUUAAUGCAACAGGCAAGGAUUCUCUCACACUGGUGUUUGUGGAGACUAAGAAGGGUGCUGAUGCUCUUGAGGACUUCCUCUACCGCGAAGGCUAUGCCUGCACCAGUAUCCAUGGUGACCGGUCUCAGCGUGACCGUGAGGAAGCGCUCCACCAGUUCCGCUCUGGGCGCUGCCCUAUCAUGGUUGCCACCGCUGUGGCAGCACGUGGCCUUGACAUCUCCAACGUGAAACACGUGAUCAAUUUUGAUUUGCCCAGUGACAUUGAGGAAUACGUCCACCGCAUCGGUCGUACAGGACGUGUAGGAAACCUUGGACUGGCCACAUCCUUCUAUAAUGAUAAGAACAGCAACAUCACUAAAGAUCUGCUGGACAUCUUGGUGGAGGCCAAACAGGAGGUGCCUUCCUGGCUUGAGAACCUAGCCUAUGAGCACCAGCACAAGAGCACCAACCGUGGACGCCCCAAGAGAUUCUCUGGUGGCUUUGGGGCCAGGGAUUACCGCCAGAUGGCUGGAGGCGGCAACGCUUUCGGCAACCGUGGUGCUCGCAACACUGGUGGCCAUGGAGGGAACAGAGGUUUUGGAGGCAAUAAGGGUGGUUUUGGGAGCUUCGGUGGUGACAGCUACGGGGGCAACUAUGGAAACUAUGGAGGAAACUAUGCCCAGGUGGACUGGUGGGGCAACUAAAUAUACGUUUGCCAAACUAGCCGAACGGAAACCACAUGUUAUCAUAGCCAGACUCUACCCCCUGUGUAGCUUUAUGAACUCGGUACAUUACACGCUGUGAUUCUCUGCCCACAUUCUAAAGGGAGCUGAUCUGUGGCAAAACCGGAGCAGAAUAACAAGGAUGCCCACUUGUGUAUUUGAUCUAUUACAGCACCUAGGUUUCUGACUUUUUCUUUGUUAAAAAAGAGGAUCAUUUGUAUGUGAAUGCACUGUGCCUUUUUGAAUAUAGACAGGAAUUUAGUUUUGUUAAUUUCGUCGAGCGAACUUGGCCAAGAGCUUAAUUUUUUGUUUUUUGCUAUAAAGGCAUUUGAAAGCUUGUACUUAAUCAAACCUUGGCAAAUACUGGGAUAACGUGACUCGGAGAGUCACUGUUCCAUUUGAACUUCAAAUUAUCACCGUCGAUAUCACAAAGCCAACAAUACAAGCCACAAAGUAAAACACAUCACAGGUGCUUUGCAGAAGCGCUCUGUGAUGCAUCUGUGUCACAAGGGACAAAUCGGUCUGACUUCCUUUUGUUUUGCGCUCUCUAUCCUGGAGAGACACCUCUUUAGGGGUAUGGUUGUCUUGGAAAGGCCAUUCCAGUUGUGAUAUUCAUGACGAAAUAUUGGAAACACUCAGUGUUUGAUAAUUCAAAAUGCUGGAACUUCUUACUCCACUUGUUUUAAUUGACUUGACAGUGUUAUGGCAGCUAGUAAGAACCACAUGCUAGCUACUCUUAAGUGGGCAGCAUUUUUUGUGAACUACUACUUUUCUUUCUCGAAACAACAUUUUAGAGAAGCAGAUGCCAUUUAUUGAAAAACUCCAAGGUUUUUUGAUAAAAUGUUUCUUUACAAAUGUCAGCAAAACAAAAAAUGCCUGCCAUCCUGAAAGUGAAGUUCAAAUGGCUACAAACGGACCACAGAACCAAAGCGGCCGUGCCUUAGCCUCAUGACCGCUUUGGUCACAUACGCAUGCUAGUGUUUUGUUUUUUGGUCAAGAAGAGAAGAUGAAUGAAUUGUUGCAGGCUUUCUUUUAAUACAAACGUCCUCUCUUUUCAAGCUGCGCAGCAGGCAUGGCUCUCUUUUUGGUAGGUAGAGGCAGCGCGAGAGUUCAUUAUGAGGCACUGGCAGAUCCCAGCCGGGAGUUUGUUUUGCGUUGGGCCGCAAUUCAUCAGGUUAGAUGUGAACUUAAACCACUGGCCGAGGAGCCAGUUUUCCGCUUCGGACGGAAGCGGUCGAGUGGAGGAGAAAUAAGGCAUUUAUCGCAAGUGCAAUAGAUUUUCUUCUCAAGUGAGUUGUGCCUUGACUUUCUUUUUUUGUUUUUUAAAUGAUGAAUUCAAGCAGAUGCACUGACAGUAUUGAGAGCUUCGAGUUGAAUGGUGCUACUUUAGUUAGGUCUAGGCCCGUGUGCGUUGUGCCCAUCGAGUUUUACAAAGUUCUUUUAUUGCACAUUUCAAGUUUUAUAUAUAGUGCGUGUCUUGAGUGCAUGUCCUCAAGCUUCCAAAUAUUGCGUCAGGAGACCGGAGAUACGCAGCUCGUUUACAAAAGGGGAAGGGUUCUCACUAUUUACCAGGAUUUAUUUGGGACCAGGGCGAUCAGCAGUGGGGAAUUUAGCUGUUUGCGCACAGAUUUCUAGAUUCUACUUUUGCUGCUAGUUUUGUGUAAUUUAUUAAGCAUUUUUUGAGAAAUAUUUAUUUUUAUAAGCCUCAAAGUGAUUCUUUGAAAGUUUCAAGUAACUUGACCAAAAGACAAUACCUGAACACUGGCACUUGAAUGUUGAAUGUCACCUGUAUGCGUGGAAAAUUUCUGUAUUUCGGGGUAGCGUGAGCUUUUUAAUGUUUCAGACGUAAUGGACUUGGUCAGUUUCCACAGCUGUUAAAGGCCUAACGGCAACACGUCGCUAUGGAGUUACCAAUUGGCUCUCAAAAUUGUUAACGGACGGGGGGCUCGGGGGGAUGGGAACAUGCCAAGGUUUGGAUUCAAAAGUCAUUUAUAAAAAAUAAAAAAAAAGUUGAAGAAAACAAAACUGAAGCAUCAGUGCAAAAAGUGUCCAGAUUCUCCAAAUGUGUGCUUUUUUUCUGUCCUACAGAUUGGCAUUUGUUCUGUUGAAGUUUUGUUUCUGUCAAUGUCUGGCACAUGGCAACCUUGAACAUGUGGUUGAUCUCUAUUGUAUUUACAUAUACGGCGACUCUGGUAUUAGUCCGCUCAGGAGAAGCUGCAAGUAUCCACGCUAGCAAUAAGUCUUAACGUGUAUUGGAAACACUGAAAUCACAUCCCCUGCCCUCCAUUCAGAUGGAAAUAGGAAAAUAGUUGGCUCCCGGAGAGGACACCAGAGCUCCUUAGAUUUAGGAUUUGCUUUAUGUCGUAGCUUCUAGGCUCUGCAGUGCAUGAGAAGACUCGGCUGUGCAUUUAUUGUAUGAUUUUACCAAAAUAAAAGUUUCUGAUGCAAAUGCCUUACAAUCGAGCAUGGUUUCUUAAGUGUUUGAUGUAGCAGAAAUUCGGUCGACUGUUUGUAACUGCAGAUCUUACUGUGAUCUAAACUCUGGAGUUGUUUGACGUUUAGUUGAUGCCAGAUUGUUUACAAAAUAGAAACUCAUUCUUUA